AUGGACAAUGGACAUUUCUUUAUAGAUGAUACUGGUACCCAUCAACUCACUGCCCUGGGCCCCCCUAAGGGUGCCCCCUUGGUGGGCCCUUGGGCCAGGCUUUUGGCCGAAGCCGCCUUGGAGCAGUUGGAAUUUAGCGUGGCAGAGAAGGCCUUCGUUCGCUUCGAGGAUUACCAGGGCAUCCAACUGGUGAAGCGGCUCCGAUUGCUGGACGACAGGGUGAAGCAAAAGGCCGAGGUGGCUGCCUAUUUCCAGCGCUUCGAUGAAGCAGAAAGCCUCUACCGCGAGAUCGAUCGCAAGGACCUGGCCAUUGAUCUGCGGGUGCGUCUGGGCGAUUGGUUCCGAGUCAUUCAGCUGGCGCAUGGAGCCAAUGAGGACUUACUGCAUCAAGCCUGGAGCGCCAUCGGUGACUACUAUGCAGAUCGUUGCAAGUGGCACAAUGCAGCCAACUACUACGCCAAGGCUGGAAACAAUGCAGCUCUGGUCGAUACCUACUACUUCCUGGAGGACUACGACGCGAUGGAGCGAGUCAUCCCUUCACUGCCGAAGGCUCGCUAUGGCAGUUUUUGCAGCCCGCUCUUGACGGAGGUUGGCAACAAGUUCGCCUCUGUGGGGCUGUGUGAGCAGGCCGUUGCAGCCUUUCUGCGACAUGGAGAUGUGAAGACCGCGGUUGACACGUGUGUCCUUCUGAAUCAGUGGGAGCUGGCUGUGAAUCUGGCGCAGCAGCACAACUUUCAACAGAUCGAAGGCUUGCUGGCGAAGUAUGCACAGCACCUGCUGGACAAGAAUAAGAAGAUUGAGGCAGUUCAGCUGUACCGAAAAGCCAGUCGACACACGGAGGCAUGGCUCAGUCUUGGCCGUGCAUUUGGACUUCUGGAGAGCCUCAACGGUUUCCGGGGCUCGUUGAUUCAGAGUCAAAAGGCCAUCCUGUCGCAGCUGGACAGCGAGCUGGAGAAGGUCCUGCUGUACUUGCUUGGCAUGCAUUCAAAGCAGUCGAAGAUUGAACAUAGCGGGAUUUCGGAUGGAGAUGUUGCUGAGAUACGAUUGGAUUUUGGUGUGAUCAAGUCAGUGCACGCAAGUUUGCAUUUGAUCAUUUGCCUGUCACUGUUGUGGAAGCUUGUUAGCGGAGUCUCCUAUCGGAUGCCGAGGGACGUCGCCGAACCCAAGGGGGAGCCAGCGACGAUGGAAACUAUGGAAGCUUUCAUUCGGCUCCCACACUACCAGGCUGUUUGGAAGAGACACCGCAAGGAGAUGGGUCACAUGGGUUCAGAUCAGCGCGGGACUGCAGUGGAGGAAGAUACCUCAAUCGCAUCCACCUCGCGCAAGGAGAAGCAAGAGGCUGCGAAGGAUGCUGAAGAGCGGUUUGGUGCAUCUUCAGCGUUUGCCAAUUUGAAUGCCGAGCACGCUGCAAAAUCUGUCCGUAGAUCUGCAUUCGACAACUUUACUCAGCCAGAAGACGUGCAACAUGAGCGCUGUCUUGUGAAGGUUGGAAAGCACCCAUGCUUCGAACGAGUUGCCAUGGCAGCUACAUUGCUAAAUGCAAUUUGGAUCCCCAUCGACAUCGAGUUCAAUGCUGAGCCAGCCUCAGAUGCCUCGCAGGGCUUCUUCGUGGUCGAAAACAUCUUCCUUCUCUUUUUCUCCGUGGAGCUCUUGUUGAGAUUCAUUGGAUAUUCCAGUGGCUGCAAUGCCAUCAGGGAUCCGCCAUUCAUUUUUGAUGCCGUGUUGGUUAGCAUGAUGGUUCUGGAGACGUGGUUGAUCCCCUUGGUAAGUCUCCUCUCCGGUGGCAUGAACGGCGGCACCGACGUGGCGCGCAGCGCAUCGAUUCUGCGCAUCGCGCGGGUCAUGCGGGUGCUGCGGACUGCGCGGGUGGCGAAACUGGUGCGCUACAUGCCCGAGCUGAUCAUUUUGCUGAAAGGGAUGAUGAUUGCGUUUCGAUCUGUUUUCUUUACAAUCGUGCUUCUGAUUUUGGUCACCGUGAUUUUCAGUGUUGCCAUCACCGAAGUGAGCCGCGGAACAGAGCUGCCGGCCUUGUUGUUUUCCUCGAUGGGAUCUACCUUGCUGACGCUGCUUGUGCAGUGCAUCAUGCCUGACCAGGAAGAAUCCUUCAAGCGAGCCGCAGCAGACAACUGGUUCGUAGGACUUUUAUGGUUGCUAUUCAUCCUCUUUGCUUCUUACAUCGUGAUGGGUCUCCUGGUUGGUGUCUUGGUGGAGACAGUGAGUACGGUGGCCACCCUGGAGCGUGAGCAACUGGACAUCGACUUUGCACAGAAGGUCCUGUGGGAGAUGAUCGACAAAGGCGGUGCAGAUGAAGACGGCGACAAUCGCAUCUCGGAGACGGAGUACGUGAACCUCCUAUCAAGGCCUGAGGCUGCCAAAGCAUUGACCGUGCUGGGCGUGGACAUGACGGCAGCGCUGGACUAUGGCAUUCUGCUCUUUGAAGACGGUGAACCUCUCACCUUUGCAGAAUUCAUGGAGGGAAUGCUCACCUUGAGAGGUUCCAACCACACCACCGUCAAGGACAUUGUGGAUUUGCGAAAGUUCACUUCAGACGAGUUCUCCCAACUGCACGAGGUGCUGCUGGACGUUUGCAAGUUUCUGGCAAGUCAAGGGAUGCAAACGGGGGUGGUGAAUGCGCAGAAGUCCCGUGCCACACGGAUGUCCCGUGCAAUAUCACGGAAAUAUCCCAAAUGA
Molecule: messenger RNA, 2691 nt
Organism: Cladocopium goreaui
Lineage: Eukaryota; Dinophyceae; Suessiales; Symbiodiniaceae
Source: the annotation of a GenBank genome assembly